CUUUAAUGCAGGGGCCAACGAGGUAUCUUUCUGCAGCAUUUGGGCUGAAGCUGUACCUGACUCCAAACAGGGGUCCCUCUGGAAUCGCGACUGGACAACGCGCAUCGAAAGGGAAUCCCCAUCAAACCGAACGUCGCUGCGGUUGCCAAACACUGUCACAGGCAUCCGACAUCGUCAACAAAAAGGCGGCUCCUAUUUGACCUUUGUGCACCCGGCUCUAGGCCUCAUCUGCGAUAUCUCGACUCUACCUACCUGAUUUUGCAACGUCAGUGUCCGUCUGCCCCGCGACAAUUCACCCACACAGUCGGCCAGUCCCGCGAUGGGAUUGAGGAGAAUACAAAAUGCAACAGCGACGAGAUGAAAUCCUCGCAAAGAAGGCUAAGCUUGCGGAGCUUAAGCGACAGAGAGAGCUUCGUGCAACUCAGGCAACAGCAAGCCGGCAAAGCGCAGGAAGCCCAGGCGACCUGGUCUCCCCAAUCCCAGGCCGAGCCGAGAACCGCCGCGACAUCGAAACCUUGAUCAAUAGCUUGGUGGGAGAAAGUCGACCUGGAUCAACGACCGGAGGAGCUGCGUCACCGGCCCGUAGGGGAAGCCGGCCUAACAGCGUCCUCAGCGCAGGAGAGUUGAGUACUGCAACAUCGGAAUUCGCAACCCCCGCCAAUGGCCAACCAACUCCGGCCCCAGCUCCUGUCGCAACCCCCGUGCAGCUGAGUCUGACGACGGCACCGCUCACGACUAUCUACGAAGUCCCUCCAUCUCCUGUCAAGGAGGUGCACUCAUACAGCAAGGGAGUGCAAACGGCGGAAGCAUGGACUUCGCCAACCCGACCUAGAGCCCAGUCACUCUCCGACACCGAAGACAUCCCUCCGAUUACAUCGACGCCCAGCAAGAGGCUGAGCCGAAGGCAGCGGGAUCGCGAAGAAGAGCUGCGGCAGGACAUUCGAAAGGAGGUGGAAGAGGAGCUCAAGGCCUCGCUGGACCUGCUCAAGGAUGGUGUAAUUCCGAGCGAUACCCCGGCGAAGGCGAAUUAUCCCAUGCGCAAGCUUACUGCCGAGGAGCUGGAAGCCGUUACUGGCGCCCCCGACUUUUCUGAAUUCUUGGAGAAAUCUACAAAGGUGAUCGAGAGAGCUCUUGACCAGGAAUAUGAUAUUCUCACAGAUUACGCCCUCCAAGGUCAAGAUGUGGAUGACGACGACGAUGAUAGCGGCAACGUUGGUGGCAAAGGUCGGCGGAGAGUCAAGGAGGUGGUCCAGUUCUUCGAUGAAAGAUGGUCGAAGAAACGCAUGAUCAGCAGCAUCGACUUCUCGCAUCAUCAUUCUGAGCUGAUGCUGGCAUCGUACACCAAAAACCCAACUGCACCACACGAGCCGGAUGGUCUGGUCCAAGUCUGGAGCUUGGCUCUGCGUGACAGACCAGAGUAUGUUUUUCAUGCACAGUCUGAUGUUCUCACAGCGAAAUUCUCCCCUUAUCACCAAAAUCUCAUUAUCGGUGGCACUUACAGUGGCCAAGUACUGCUGUGGGAUAUGAGAGCAAAAUCGGCACCCGUCCAGAAGACGCCGCUCACAGGAUACGGCCACACGCACCCCAUCUAUUCGGUCGAUAUUGUGGGUACUCAAAACGCCAACAACAUCAUUUCAACUUCUACGGACGGUGUGGUCUGCGGCUGGAGCAUGGACGUCUUUGCCCAGCCGCAAGAGCUGUUGGAGCUCAAGGCACCGCCGGGUUACAAGUUGGACGAUAUCAGCCCGACCUCUUUAGCGUUUCCCCAAACGGAUCCUACGUUUUUCCUCGUUGGCAGUGAAGAGGGCACUAUUUUCCCCUGCCACAGAUACGACCGAGCCGGCGCAAAGGCCGGAGUUGAUGCUCGUGUCAGCUACAAGGGACACACGGCACCGGUCAUGUCGGUUGACUUCCAUCCUGCCCGCGGCCCUGUGGAUCUUGGUGACUUGGUUCUCUCAUCUUCUCUCGACUGGAGCGUCAGACUGUGGAAGGUUCGCGCACCCGCGGCGACAUCGACAGCAGGUGUUGAGCCGACUGUCUCACCACUUAUCGACUUUGUGCGAGAAGACGUGGUAUAUGAUGCACAAUGGUCGCCGAUCAAGCCCAGUGUUUUCGCCCUGGUUGAUGGGGCAGGCUGGCUCGAGCUAUGGGAUAUCACAGUGGAGACUGAGGAGCCUGUCGCGAGAAUAUCCCCGAGCUCUCGCAAGGAUGGUAGAACGAUGCUUGCCAAGAGCUUGAACAAGGUUGUGUGGGAGCCUUCCGAGGGCAAGCGUCUGGCUACGGGAGGUAUUGACGGAGUCUUGACCGUGUUCGAGGUGGCGUCUGGCCUAGGAGGAAGAGACGACCUCAAGGCGGAGGAGUGGACAAACGUGAAGAAGCUGGUCAAUAGGGUUGAGGCUCACGGUUUGAACGGAGCGAUGGUGUAG
This is a messenger RNA of Colletotrichum scovillei, 2426 nucleotides long. RefSeq names its product WD domain-containing protein. Gene Ontology annotation, biological process: transport along microtubule. Gene Ontology annotation, cellular component: cytoplasmic dynein complex. The transcript has 2 exons. The record is from RefSeq and is a predicted model, not a curated record. Bases 342 to 2426 code for a protein of 694 amino acids. Gene Ontology annotation, molecular function: dynein light chain binding; dynein heavy chain binding. NCBI's taxonomy places the organism in Eukaryota, Fungi, Ascomycota, Sordariomycetes, Glomerellales, Glomerellaceae.